UACUGGGCGAAUUGAAAUGUUUAAGAAAUUUUAGUGAUUUCUCAAGUCGACAUGAAAAUCGUGUGCAGAUUCAACCAAAAUUAUGGUUUCACUAAAUGGGUGAUGUUUUGAACUGAGGUAGAGUGUUGUGUUUUGUGGCUAUUAUUCUCGAGAUUUCUACCCAGGAUCAGCAGAAAUGGCAGAAGAGACAGCAGUUGCAGCAGCUCCGGCGUCCGCGCCCACCAGCUCGUCCCCAUCAGCGAAGAAAGCCAAGGCCGCCAAGAGUGGCGCCGCGAAGAAGCCACGAGUGCAGGCGACGCACCCGAAGACCUCGGAGAUGGUGAACAACGCCAUCAAGAAUCUGAAGGAGCGCGGCGGUUCUUCCCUGCAGGCCAUCAAGAAGUACGUGGCAGCCAACUACAAGGUCGACGCCGAGAAGCUGGCGCCCUUCAUCCGCAGAUACCUCAAGUCCGCCGUGACGAGCGGCGCUCUGGUGCAGACAAAGGGAAAAGGAGCGUCUGGAUCGUUCAAAUUGGCGGGCACGGCUGGUAAGAGCGACAAGCCAGCGGCGAAGAAGCCUCGCAGCCCAUCCAAGAAGACAGCCGCUGGCGAGAAGAAGGUGAAGAAGAGCCCAGCAUCGCCCAAGAAGAAGCCCACAGCCGCGGCCAAGAAAGCAGUGGCGGCGAAGAAGCCAAGCGGCGAGAAGAAGACCGUGAAGAAAGCAGCAGCGUCUCCGGCAAAGAAGAAGGUUGCGCCCAAGCAAAAGCCCACCAAGGCGUCCGCAAAGUCGGCGGGAACCAAACCGAAAGUUCCCAAGCCCAAGAAGACCGGCUCACCGAAAAAGGCAGCAGCGCCGAAGAAGACCGCAGCCAAGAAGAAGUAAACUUCUCCUAAAUUCACCGCCGUCGUCCCAUAUUGGGAUAUCUAUACAAAAAACAGCCCUUAUCAGGGCUACAAGACAAUGCGUAGAGAAUUUAGCACUGAAAACCUCAUUUUUAUACUAUUUAGACAAGUGAAAAUAAAGAUAACAAAGUGAAAAUUACGUUUUCUACUGGAAAUAAAUGUUCACUAAAAAUUUGACUGUUUAUGGCUUCGUAGCAGA
This is a messenger RNA of Phlebotomus argentipes, 1081 nucleotides long. Its product is annotated as histone H1-like. Gene Ontology annotation, molecular function: structural constituent of chromatin; nucleosomal DNA binding; double-stranded DNA binding. Lineage: Eukaryota; Metazoa; Arthropoda; Insecta; Diptera; Psychodidae. The transcript has a single exon. Gene Ontology annotation, cellular component: nucleosome; nucleus. Bases 176 to 862 code for a protein of 228 amino acids. Gene Ontology annotation, biological process: chromosome condensation; negative regulation of DNA recombination; nucleosome assembly. The record is from RefSeq and is a predicted model, not a curated record.